CACAGUUCCUCCCAGCGUGGAGGGUGGCUCUGCCUCUCGAAGAAAAGAGGCGGGAAGGGACGGAGAGCGGAGCUGCUGGGGUCUGUCCUGCCCUCCCUUUUCCUACCCUCCCAUUCCCACAUGAAACCAGAUUUAAUGCAAACAAGCUGGCCUGGCUCAGAGCUGCCAGGGAGGCUGCCGAGAGGAGACGAGAGCAGAGCAGAGCCCCGCUGAGGAGGCACCGAGUGCUCCCCGCCAGGAGAAACUUCCCGAGACCAACCGGCGCAUCCUCCCUCCUCCCUUUCCCUGGAAACGAGUGUGGUCCUUUGAGCACCGCCAUGGCAGUCAGGCAAGACCUCUGCUUGCUUGUUCUCUUGAUGACUCCCUUCUGCACCUCAAGAUCCAUUGAGAAGCUGGUCCUGGAAGACAGUGAGGGGAGUGGAGACACUGAGGCGGCUUCCUCUGUCCCCCCUUCUGCCAGGGUGACAUUGAGUGCAAGCCCCACCUCGGGGGGCCUUGUUGCCAGUUCGGUCAAUGGAACGUUGCACUCGUUCAACAUCCUGGACGGCAUUGUGGACUUCUUCCAAACAUACAUGCUCUUGAUCAUUGUGGUGGGCUCCCUAAUCCUCAUCUUCCUUUCCAUUGUGUGUGCGGCUGUCAUUGUUCGGCAGAAACACAAGGCCUCAGCCUAUUACCCUUCAUCUUUUCCAAAAAGGAAGUAUGUGGAUCAGAAUGACAAGUCAGGGGGGGCCAAGGCCUUCAGCGAAGUUCCUGAAAAGCCAGCCGAUGUUAACCAAGAGGAGCCUGUUGAUUCCAUCAAGCAGCUGCAGGCUGACAUCUUAGCUGCUGCCCAAAACCUCAGGUCUCCAACCAAGGCUAUUGUGGCUAAUGGAAAAAGUGCCCCCAUAGAAGACCCACCAGCUGAAGGAAAAGAGGAAGAGGCCCAAAGAGCAGAAGAUGUGGAGGAUGGCAGUUCCAAAGAAGAAGAAGAAGAAGAAGAAGAAAAAUCACCAGAUGAGGCUGAGCUGCCUCCAGAGACAUCAGCUCCAAACAAUUUGGUAGAUGCUAAGGCCAAAGAAGAAGAUGUCCCAUCUGUGGUGGGGACUGAUCCAUCUCCUCCUGAAGAGUCCAAGGAAUCCCCAGCCACUGAGAAUCUUGCCAUGCACGUCUCCGAAAGCGAGAAGGAAAUGCUAGGCGUCCCACUGACUCUUGACACUUGCCCCACAGAAGACUCAGAAAAUUGAAUGGGCUCAGUUCCCGUCAGUGGGGAGACAGCUUACAAUGGUAAAUCUACAGGGAUCUAUUUUUCAGACGGAAGGGAGAGCAGCAGAUCUUUACAUUACAUGUAAAGGGGACAAGUUAGCCGCCUCCCACACUAAGAAACCCCUUAGAGAGGUACUGUCCUGUGGUUUUGCUUUAAUGGACUUUCUUCAGUUACGCAGACUUGCCCAACCUGGUGCCUUCCAGAUGUGGCGAACCAUGACUCCCAUCAUCCCCUGCCAACAUGCCCAGGGAGGUGAUGAGAGUUGCUUAACACAUCUCGGGGGUGGGGGGAAACUGAGUGACUGCAAUGUCAUAAUGUAGCCACUCAACCUGAUUCUACUGAAUAGGUAAAGCGGAACUUAUUGUGAGGACCUUUUGAAGACACAUGGUGUUCAGUGUGGUUCCAGGAUUGUUCUGGAGGAACCAUCCCUAGCACAGACCUGCAGGACUUUCCCACUUUCAGGGAAAACAUAUGACUCUCUACAGACAUACAUAAUUUUUGAGGUGGGCCCUUUGUGGAAGCAUUUACUCUUUUCAUGUCAGUCUUCAAUUUUGGAGCAAGGUUAUGUGCAGAGCUGAUUGGUCAACCUUUCUAUCAAUCAUGAAGUCAUCCAAAUCUUUCUUUCUUCACUGCUGAUCAGACAGUCUUUGGGCCAAACCUGAAGUCAUUUCACACAUAUAUUCUUUUUUAAGCAAGUCUAGGCUCAAUUCUGUUUAAUUGUCUUUUAUAUCAAUCAUUAACUCAUUUACUUUUCCCUGCAGCUCAUUUUCAAUGAUAUAUUUUUUAAGGUACCAGUUUUGGGGGAUGAGAGAGCCAGGCAAGAUGGUUCACUUUUGGGUAACAAGAGCUUAUGAGUUCCAUCAGUGGUUUAUGCUACGUGCUUGGAUUAGCUUCUCCUCUUCUCACUGGCUAAGAGACCAUGGUAUACAUACUUUUCAAAAUCUCUUCCUUUGAUUCAGAACAAGUGCCAGCUUUGAAAUUUGAACUAAUGGCCAUAUAAUUGCAGAAUGGCCAACCUGACGUCAGAUUUUAAGUACAAUUUCCAGCCGUGCAAUGGCAACAAUAUGCAAUGGAUCCCACCACUCAAUCCAAAUUUUUUUCGGUCUGGUUUCUGAGAACCAUUAACUUCUAAGUCCUCCAGAUGCUCUAGGAGAUCUGAUUGCUCAAGAAAGCCAGGACCUGUUUUAGUCACACAUAUUGAGAACCCACCAUGGGAAGGAUCUGAUGACGUCUCUGAUCAUUAUUCCUCUUAAAGGUCCACGAACAUCCAGACUCUUGUUAGUGAAGGGGAAGAUACUGAGGACUUUCACGGGUGAAUGAAGCCCAACAAAGGUGGAUUUUUAUGCAUGUUGAAUCCUGAAGUUCUCCACCUGCUAAGGUAGUUGUUGAUCUUUGAAGGACGGAAGCCUCAUAUUUUUGAGGCAUUUAAACGUAUUGAAAAUGUUUUCUGGGCUUUUUUUUAAAACUCAGUUAUGGGGAUGGGGGACUUUAGGUUGCUUUUAAAAAUUCAUUUUGAUACUUUGAAGUGGGACUUUGGAUUUCAGAUUUCCAGGUGCUGAUCUUCCUGGGCCAACUAGAAACCCAUUUGAGUAAGCCUUACAGCUGGAGCAAGAAAGAUUUACCUGACUUGUGACAAGCCUUGAAGAAGCUGGAUGGCAGGAGAACAUACCUAAACAAAAAUUCCUUCUUGGUUUUUCCCAGCCUCUUCGCAAAGGUUCUGCUGAUAUUUAUGACUGUUCCUCCCACCUUGGUUCUCCCAGGGUGAUCCUUGUACCCAGGAGGAAACGUGAUCUGUAAUUUUAGCUGACCAAGACAUUUAUUGUAGCUUUGAGGACUUAUCUGGGAUGGGUUGGGUUGACCCUCUCUGGCAGAUUCUCUGCAGUCGCUUCACCUCAAGACCACUUUUGAACGAGAUAAACUGAAGGGGGCUACAAAGGAAACCCAGAGGGUUUUGUGAACCCUCUCAGCAUCUUCUUCUAGGACUCUGUAAACAUUAAAAUGUGAGGGAGGGCACAAUGUUGAUAAAAACCCAAAGUAGGUAACCUUACAGCUCUUCUUUUCUACCCCAGCCUGUGUGGCCAAGAUCAGGCGUGUUGGAAGCCAGAUGCCCAAAUUCCUAGAGGGCCCAUUUUGGCCACUUACUCUAAUGCAGCGUUUCUCAACCUUGCCAAGUUUAAGAUGGGUGGACUUCAACACCCAGAAUUCCCCAGCCAGCAAUGUGCCUAAGGCAGGAUUAGAACUCCACAAAACUUAUACCGUGAAAUAUUGCCAAUUAUUUUUUAAAAAUGCCCAAAUAAAAUACCAUUGCAAACUGGAAUGUUCAUUUCCCUUGUCUGAACUCCCUUAAGCCUACCAUAACUAAAAAUGUAUUUUUCUCCAUAUAGGUAUAUGUUCCAUUAAAAAGAAAUGAUACAGCA
Messenger RNA from Candoia aspera, 3660 nucleotides. RefSeq names its product transmembrane protein 119 (gene TMEM119). The coding region runs from base 318 to 1223 and encodes 301 amino acids. Gene Ontology annotation, cellular component: plasma membrane. Gene Ontology annotation, biological process: ossification; positive regulation of osteoblast differentiation; positive regulation of bone mineralization. NCBI's taxonomy places the organism in Eukaryota, Metazoa, Chordata, Lepidosauria, Squamata, Candoiidae. The record is from RefSeq and is a predicted model, not a curated record. The transcript is spliced from 2 exons.